Messenger RNA from Nerophis lumbriciformis (worm pipefish), 738 nucleotides. The record is from RefSeq and is a predicted model, not a curated record. Lineage: Eukaryota; Metazoa; Chordata; Actinopteri; Syngnathiformes; Syngnathidae.
AUGACAUCUCUGUGUGGAAUCAACAAUGGUGACCAAGAUGCAAGUCAACACUCGGCAGAAAAAGAGGACAAGGAGCAUCCUCGUGUACUUAUUCCUGAACUCUGCCGGCUUUUCUACCAGCUUGGAUGGGUUACAGGGACAGGCGGAGGAAUCAGUUUGAGAAGAGGAAAACACAUCUACAUUGCACCUUCAGGGGUCCAGAAAGAGAGAAUACAGCCAGAAGACAUGUUCGUUUGUGAUGUGGAGGAGCGCGACAUCAGCUGUCCGCCUGCCUGGAAGAAGUUAAAGAAGAGCCAAUGCACUCCACUCUUUAUGAACGCCUAUAGAAUGAGAGGUGCACAGGCAGUGAUUCACACACACUCCAAAGCUGCUGUCAUAGCAACCCUGCUCUAUCCUGGUAAGGAGUUCAGGAUAACACACCAGGAGAUGAUUAAGGGGAUCCGUAAAGGCACCAGCGGCACCAACUAUUGCUAUGAUGACACUUUGAUCGUUCCUAUCAUCGAGAAUACCCCAGAAGAAAAAGACUUGAAAGAUCGCAUGGCACGGGCUAUGGAGGAAUACCCCGACUCGUGUGCUGUCCUUGUUCGCAGGCAUGGAGUGUACGUGUGGGGCGAGUCAUGGGAAAAAGCCAAGACUAUGUGCGAAUGCUAUGACUACUUGUUUGACAUCGCUGUUCAGAUGAAGCAAUGUGGACUGGACCCUUCAAGUUUACCAGUAGAAGAGAAAGGAAUCGUUUGA